Messenger RNA from Lagopus leucura (white-tailed ptarmigan), 609 nucleotides. Its product is annotated as zinc finger protein ZIC 5-like. The annotation marks the transcript as partial. The record is from RefSeq and is a predicted model, not a curated record. Lineage: Eukaryota; Metazoa; Chordata; Aves; Galliformes; Phasianidae. Gene Ontology annotation, biological process: regulation of transcription by RNA polymerase II; central nervous system development. Gene Ontology annotation, cellular component: nucleus. Gene Ontology annotation, molecular function: RNA polymerase II cis-regulatory region sequence-specific DNA binding; DNA-binding transcription factor activity, RNA polymerase II-specific. The transcript has 2 exons.
UGUCCCCGCGAGGGCAAGCCCUUCAAGGCCAAGUACAAACUCAUCAACCACAUCCGCGUGCACACGGGCGAGAAGCCCUUCCCCUGCCCCUUCCCCGGUUGCGGCAAAGUCUUCGCUAGGUCCGAAAACCUCAAGAUCCACAAACGGACUCACACAGGGGAGAAGCCCUUUAAAUGCGAAUUCGACGGCUGCGACAGGAAGUUCGCCAACAGCAGCGACAGAAAGAAGCACUCCCACGUCCACACCAGCGACAAACCGUACUACUGCAAGAUCCGCGGCUGCGACAAGUCUUACACGCAUCCCAGCUCCCUGCGCAAGCACAUGAAGAUCCACUGCAAAUCGCCUCCUCCUUCUCCUCCGCCCGCCCCCCCGGGCUACGCCGCGCCGGGAUCCCCCGACGGCCCUUUGCCCCCCGGCGCCGAGCUCCCACCCGAGCCGCCCCGCACCCGCGCGGCCGCCCUGUCCCCUCCGGUCACCGACCUCAGCGAGUGGUACGUCUGCCAGGCCGGGGGGGGAAGGCGGCCGCGCAGCCCUCCCAGCCGCUCCGCCUCGCCGGGUUCCGAGGGGGACGGGCCCCGCAGGACCUCGGGAGGCCGGGCCGCCCCCUAG